Molecule: messenger RNA, 1684 nt
Organism: Gekko japonicus
Lineage: Eukaryota; Metazoa; Chordata; Lepidosauria; Squamata; Gekkonidae
Product: zinc finger protein 420-like
Exons: 2
Coding region: 71-1630 (519 amino acids)
Biological process (GO): negative regulation of transcription by RNA polymerase II
Molecular function (GO): DNA-binding transcription repressor activity, RNA polymerase II-specific
Source: RefSeq, a predicted model, not a curated record
AUACAAAAGAGACAAUAGGAAUGAGAAAAUUGCAAAUGGAGAAGGAUUUUUUGAAAAAUCAGAUAUUAUUAUGCAUUGGAAUGCCCAUAAGAGAAAGAAAAUAUUUACAUGCCUGAAGUAUGCAAAAAACCUUCAUCAAAGUAAAAACCUUACUUCCGAUUACACAGGGGAGAAAAAAUAUAAAUGCCAGGAAUGUGGGAAAAACUUCAGUCUGAGUUGGCACCUUAAUUCACAUCAAAGGAUUCACACAGGGGAGAAACCAUAUAAAUGCUUGGAGUGUGGAAAAAGCUUCAAAUGUGGCAAAACCUUUAGUCAAAAUGCACACCUUAUUUCCCAUCAAAGAAUUCACACAGGGGAGAAACCAUAUAAAUGCACGGAGUGUGGGAAAAGCUUCAGUCAGAGUGGAAAUCUUACUUUACAUCAAAGAACUCACACACAGGAGAAACCCUAUAAAUGCCUGGAGUGUGGAAAAAGCUUUAGUCACAGUGGAAGCCUUACUUCUCAUCAAAGAACACACACGGGGGAGAAACCCUAUAAAUGCCUGGAGUGCGGAAAAAACUUCAGUAACAGCAGACACCUUACUUCCCAUCAAAGAAUUCAUACCGGGGAGAAAAAGUAUCAAUGCUUGGAGUGUGGGAAAAGGUUUGGUCAGAGUGGAAGCCUUACUUCCCAUCAAAGGAUUCACACAGGUGAGAAACCAUAUAAAUGCAUGGAGUGUGGAAAAGCCUUCAGUCAGAUUACACACCUUACUUCCCAUUACCGAAUCCACACAGGGGAGAAACCAUAUAAAUGCUUAACAUGUGGGAAAAGCUUCAGUAACAGUGGAUAUCUUACUUCCCAUCAAAGAAUUCACAGUGGGAAGAAACCAUAUAAAUGCCUUGAGUGUGGAAAAAGCUUUGGACGGAGAGACAGCCUAAUUUCCCAUCAAAGAAUUCACACAGGGGAGAAAAAAUAUAAAUGCCUAGAGUGUGGGAAAAGAUUUAGUCAGAGUGGAAGCCUUAUUUCUCAUCAAAGAAUACAUACAGGGGAAAAACCAUAUAAAUGCUUGGUAUGUGGAAAAAACUUUAGUAAUAGUGGAAGCUUUACUUCCCAUCAAAGGAUUCAUACAAGAGCAAAACCAUAUAAAUGCCUGGAGUGUGGAAAAACCUUCAGUAACAGCAGAUGCCUCACUUCCCAUCAAAGAAUCCACACCGGGGCUAAACCAUAUAAAUGCCUGGAAUGUGGAAAUACCUUCAGUAACAGUGGAACUCUUACUUCCCAUCAAAGAGUUCACACAGGAGAGAAACCAUAUAAAUGCCAGGAGUGUGGAAAAUGCUUCAGUCAAAGUGGAACCCUUCUUUACCAUCAAAGAAUUCACACAGGGGAGAAACCGUAUAAAUGCCUAGAGUGUGGGAAAUGUUUUAGUAACAGUGGAUGCCUUACUUCCCAUCAAAGAAUUCACACAGGAGAUAAACCAUAUAAAUGUGUGAAAUGUGGAAAAAGUUUCAGUAAGAGUGGAAAUCUUACUUCCCAUCAAAGAAUUCACACAGGGGAGAAACCAUAUAAAUGCCUCCGGUGUGGAAGAAGCUUCAGUCAGAGUGGAAAUCUUGCUUCACAUCAACGAACUCAUAUAGGGGAGGAAAACAAAUAAAUGCCUAAUGUGUGGAUAGACAUUGCAUCAAAACUAAUUGGAUUAGAAAGUUAG